AUGGCAAUGUCAGAGACUCAAAAGACCAGUCAAUCGGCUAAAGACUCCCCAUUCUCCAUAAGGAACCUUCUGAACUGUGACAACAAGCCCUUAAAACGAAAUACCUUUUUGGCAUCAGGACUAUUUGAAGGUGGCUUUUCUCUGUCCCGGAUCAGUGAUUUGCCUUUUCCACGUUUUGAGUUACCAUCUCAGCGAUUUGGACUAUCUGCGCAUUAUCUGGAACGAACUUCUACUUGGUGGUACCCUUACUCAUUGGGCACAUCUGGGCAUAUAGUACACACUGCAGCUUCUGAAAAAGCCAGUGUGCGACAUCAAUCACCGGGCUUGGAUGGAGAUUCUCCGCAGCUGGUUCAAAAAUCCCAAGUUGAUCUCAAAGAGGAUGACAAAAAAAGCGCUGAUGACAUGGAGGAAAGUGAUGUGGAGGAACAGAAGAGAGACGACGUGGGGGGUGACUGGAGGAGAAUGGAUGAUCAUUUAGAUAAAAACCCGUGUCGCAAAAAGAAAACGCGCACAGUAUUUUCCAGGAGUCAAGUUUUCCAGCUGGAGUCCACAUUCAACAUGAAGCGGUACUUGAGCAGCUCCGAAAGGGCAGGGCUUUCGGCAUCUUUGCACCUGACGGAGACACAGGUGAAAAUUUGGUUCCAGAACAGAAGAAAUAAGUGGAAAAGGCAGCUUGCUGCUGAGUUGGAGGCAGCCAAUUUGAGUCAUGCAGCUGCUCAAAGGAUCAUGCGUGUGCCCAUACUGUACCAUGAAAACAUAUGCUCAGAGACUGUCUCUGCUGGUAAUUCACCUGCAAGACAGUCGCUUCUAACAUUUCCUCAUCCCAUGUUCUACUCUCAUCCAGUAGUGACAUCCGUUCCUUUACUGAGACCAGUUUAG
Hypomesus transpacificus is the source of this 879-nucleotide messenger RNA. RefSeq names its product homeobox protein HMX3-like. Gene Ontology annotation, biological process: regulation of transcription by RNA polymerase II. The transcript is spliced from 2 exons. Bases 1 to 879 code for a protein of 292 amino acids. Gene Ontology annotation, molecular function: RNA polymerase II transcription regulatory region sequence-specific DNA binding; DNA-binding transcription factor activity, RNA polymerase II-specific. The record is from RefSeq and is a predicted model, not a curated record. NCBI's taxonomy places the organism in Eukaryota, Metazoa, Chordata, Actinopteri, Osmeriformes, Osmeridae. Gene Ontology annotation, cellular component: nucleus.